AUGCUAUUUUCUCUGCUGAGUUUGUGCUCUUUAGCUUUUGCCCUACCGGCAACUAUCACUCCUACUGUGGAGGAGAAACUAUACAAACCAACUAGUUUGGGCUCUGUGGAUUUAGGUAACCUCCAAAGGAGGAAUGCCUUCGGCGGCGUUGAAGACACUGUCGGAGACCUGGAGCGUAGAGAAAUUCUAAUUAAUGGUAUUCCAGCUAACCAAACUAACGGUACUUUUGAUUUAUCGACAACAAAUAUCACAAUCGGAAGUGGUACUCCUGCUAAUUUAACGGGUAAUUCAAAUGGUUCUAUUACUAUUUUCAAACACAAGAGAGAGAUCUUAAUCAAUGGUAUUCCAGUUAACCAAACUAACGGUACUUUUGACCUAUCGAAAACAAAUAUCACAAUCGGAAGUGGCACUCCUGCCAACUUAACAGGUAAUUCCAAUGGUUCUAUUACUUUCUUCAAGAGAGAAGAAGGUAUUCGUGUCGGUGGUAACGCUACUGGUAACAAGACUGUUUACUUCAACAACGGUAACUUGACCAUUCCUACGGGCAGCACUAUUAACAUAACCGGUAACGGCAAUGGCUCUAUUACAAUUUCCAAGAGAGCUGCUAACUUACUAUUGAGUGGUAAGCCUGGUAAUGAGACUACUGGUCCAAUCUCUCCAGACAGAGCCAACAUCACUCUAGGUGGUUACGGUCCUCUAAACAUUACUGGUCAUGCUAACGGUUCUGUCACUUUCUUCAAGCGUGAAGACACCUCUGGUAACACUUCAAACAGCUCUGUUUACUUGUACAAGGGUAAUGUGACUGCUGACAAGGGUAACCGUUUCAACUUGACUGGUCAUAGCAAUGGUUCUAUUACUAUCGGUAGGGGUCCAGGUAUCACAGUUGGUGGUAACGCUACUGGUAACAAGACUGUCUACUUCAACAACGGUAACUUGACUAUUCCAGAAGGUAGCUCUAUCAACAUUACCGGUAACUCUAACGGUUCUAUCACCAUUUCCAAGAGAGCUGCUAACUUACUAUUGAGUGGUAAACCCGGUAACGAGACUACUGGUCCAAUCUCCCCAGACAGAGCCAACAUCACUCUGGGUGGUUAUGGUCCUCUAAACAUUACUGGUCAUGCUAACGGCUCAGUCACCUUCUUCAAGCGUGAAGAUACCUCUGGUAACACUUCAAACAGCUCUGUUUACCUGUACAAGGGUAAUGUGACUGCUGACAAGGGUAACCGUUUCAACUUGACUGGUCACAGUAAUGGUUCUAUUACUAUCGGUAGAGGUCCAGGUAUCACAGUUGGUGGUAACGCUACUGGUAACAAGACUGUUUACUUCAACAACGGUAACUUGACUAUUCCAGAAGGUAGCUCUAUCAACAUUACCGGUAACUCUAACGGUUCUAUCACCAUUUCCAAGAGAGCUGCUAACUUACUAUUGAGUGGUAAGCCUGGUAAUGAGACUACUGGUCCAAUCUCUCCAGACAGAGCCAACAUCACUUUGGGUGGUUACGGUCCUCUAAACAUUACUGGUCAUGCUAACGGUUCUGUCACCUUCUUCAAGCGUGCAAACACUUCUGGUAACACUUCAAACAGCUCCGUGUACUUGCACAAGGGUAACGUCACAGUUGAUCAAGGCACUCCAUUCAACUUGACCGGUCAUGCUAAUGGUUCUAUUACUAUCUCUAGGGCUUUCAGGAGAGAGAUUUUAAUCAAUGGUAUUCCAGCUAACCAAACUAAUGGUACCAUCGAUUUGACGAAGGCAAAUAUCACCAUCGGUAGUGGUUCUCUGGCUAAUUUAACCGGUAAUGCCAAUGGUUCUAUUACGAUCUCCAAGAGGGAUUUAGAAAACAGACCUCGUACAGUUCUACAACCCGUCCAUUAG
Messenger RNA from Zygosaccharomyces rouxii, 1872 nucleotides. Its product is annotated as beta strand repeat-containing protein. The coding region runs from base 1 to 1872 and encodes 623 amino acids. The record is from RefSeq and is a predicted model, not a curated record. The transcript has a single exon. Lineage: Eukaryota; Fungi; Ascomycota; Saccharomycetes; Saccharomycetales; Saccharomycetaceae.